AUGGAGGAGCGGGGAUGCACGCCCAGCGCUCCGGCCUACACCAACGUCAUCGACAUCUACUGCAAGGCCGGGAGGAUCGAGUCGGCCAUGGUGGUGCUCAAGAAGAUGCUGGACAAGAACUUGGCACCGGACGACUACACUCUCAACUCGCUCAUCACGGCCGUGAGCCGGACCGGGAGGGUCCGCGGCGUCUACCAGGUGAUCCGCGACUCGAAACACUUCGCCACCGCUGCCAGCAUGAAUGCUCUCAUCGCCAACUUGAGCCGGCGAGGGAACGUGAGCGAGGCGUGCAUGAUCUUCGCGGAGAUGAAGUCGGACGGGAUCGAGGCGGAUGCUAGCACGUACGCGCUGGUUCUGGACGCGCUCAGCCGGGGGCGUGAGAUCGACCGAGCGGUGGAGCUGUUUGGCGAGAUGGAGCAGCGCAAGAUCGCGAUGAAGAUCGAGAGCUGCAACUCGCUGCUGCUGGCGGUGGGACGAGCCGGGAAGACGGAGCUGGCUUGCGAGAUCUUCGAGCGGAUGAAGAAGAGUGGAGUGGCUGUCAACACCGUCUCCUUCAACGCCAUGCUCGACUGCUGCGGCAAGGCUGGGAAAGUUGGCCUGGCGUAUCAGUUCAUGGACGAGAUGGAGGCCCGCGGGAUCAAGCCGAACUCGAUCACUUUCAACACGCUCAUCAACUGCCUGGGACGAGCAAAGUACGCGUCCGAGGCGUACAAGGUGCUGCAAGAGAUGCGAAGCGCGGGGCUGACGCCGGACGUGUUCACGUACACUUGCAUGAUCGAGGCAUUCGCCAAGGCUGGAAACAUGGGCAAGGCGUUUGAGAUGUUUGGCGACAUGGAGAAGGCCGGGUGUAGCGCGAACGUUGUGACUUACAACCUGUUGAUCGACGCGCUGGUCAAGGCCGGGCGGUACCAGGACGCGCGAGACAUAUACUUCGACAUGAAGAAGAAGGGGAUACUUCCGGACGCCAUCACCGCCACUGUCUUGCAGCAGCUGGCUGGGAAGUGUAAGCUCUCGGGGAUUUCGCUCGACGAGAACGAGCAGCGGCCAUCGCCAUCGUCACCGGUUCUAGAGAAGAAGAGUUUGCAGCAGGAAGAACAGGAGGAGGAGAAGAGCGCGAAUGAUAUCUACCGCAGUACGUUGUGGAGAUCAUGA
Molecule: messenger RNA, 1152 nt
Organism: Selaginella moellendorffii
Lineage: Eukaryota; Viridiplantae; Streptophyta; Lycopodiopsida; Selaginellales; Selaginellaceae
Product: pentatricopeptide repeat-containing protein At1g51965, mitochondrial
Exons: 1
Coding region: 1-1152 (383 amino acids)
Molecular function (GO): protein binding
Source: RefSeq, a predicted model, not a curated record